This is a messenger RNA of Tuber aestivum (summer truffle), 1132 nucleotides long. NCBI's taxonomy places the organism in Eukaryota, Fungi, Ascomycota, Pezizomycetes, Pezizales, Tuberaceae. The record is from the annotation of a GenBank genome assembly.
UAAUGUCCGUGAACUAGAAAUAAUACUAAGUAGAGGAAUAUACGAUAUUAUCAAGGAGAACAUAUAUAUGAAAUGAAUUAGAAAAUUCAACAAACACAGGUACUGUUUUGAAGCUGUUAGUCGUACUCUAAAUGAUCUUUGUCAAGUAAAUGAUCAGUACAUCUUUGGAAAUAUUCCUGUUAUCUUAGGGGGUGACUUUGCACAAACUCUACCAGUUGUUCAACAUGGAUAUCGAGCUGCCUUACUUAAUUCUUGCCUGCAGCGCUCAUCAAUUUGGCCCCACCUUCAACAAUUAUGUUUCACACAAAAUAUGCGAGUAUCCAGUAAUCCUGUCAAUGUAGAGUUUAUCCCAUUUCUGGCAACAAUGUCCUAUAAUCCAAACCAAUAUAGUACACCCAAGGUUCCUGGCUUCAUUCAUCAAUUACACAGUCUUUCUGCAUUUUGUCAGCAUAUCUUUCCUCAAAAACUGAUGGUUCAAGCAGUAGAAGAUCAUACAAUAUUAAAGUCAAGACCUAUCUUAUCAUUUCGUAAUGAUACUGUUUCAGAAUUUAAUGAACUAUUAAUUCUGAACUUUCCAGGUGAACUUUUUACCUUUCAUGCUAUUAAUACAGUUGAUAUUAAUGAGUAGUCACCAGGAGUUGAUCAACUUCCUGCUGAAUAUUUGCAAAGUAUUCACCAUGCCUCACUACCACCAUCAAAAUUGUGUCUGAAAAUUGAAGUACCAGUCAUACUACUGCAGAAUCUUAGUCUAAAAGAUGGCCUUUUAAAUGGUACAAGAUUAACUGUUACUCAUAUUGGACAUUCACAUAUUAGAGUAAGAAUAAUGGAAGGAAAGUUCAGUGGUCAGGAGAGAAUGUUACCAAGGAUUAAAGUUACAACCCUGGAGAAUGAUUUGCUAUUUAUUCUGACAAGAAAACAAUUUCCAAUACGGCUUUGCUUUGCUAUGACAGUUAAUAAGGCACAAGAACAGUCUCUUUCUGUUGUUGGUGUUAAUUUAUGGACUUUAGCAUUUUCCCAUGAGUAGCUCUAUGUAUCACUUUCAAGAGUUACCUCAAUUGUUGGAAUUACAGUUCUCCUUCCUGAUAAUGAAGAUAAAACAGAAAAUAUUGUAUUUCCAGAAGUACUUCUUCAU